AUGUCUUCUAGUUCUCCUUGUGUAGAACCCUCAGAAAGGAGUCGAUGGUUUCCUACAGGCCUGGAACAAGACUGGGCUCACUCAAGACAUCGCAUUCGGUUUGUGGCCGUCCACGACUUUCUUCUGUUUUUGUCCCCACUUCAGUGUAUGGCCCAACUACCGGGCUUUGCGAACCGUGGAGAGUUGAUGCCUGUUCUGGCGCUGUACUUCAACGGUGUCCUCUUCCCUUCAUUUCUCCUGCGAGACAUUCACAGUAUACAACGCAGAGACGGCAGCAACGCCACAGCAGAGUUCACUCCGAUCCCGCGCGUCUACAUCACUUCGGACUAUCAAGAAACCGCUGUCUUGCAAAGUGCCAUCGAGACCCCCAUGAUUUGGGAGUAUAAUCUCGGAGCGCUCGCUGAGAUCACGACCUGGAACCUCUUAACGUGA
Messenger RNA from Suillus paluster, 432 nucleotides. RefSeq lists its product as uncharacterized. The coding region runs from base 1 to 432 and encodes 143 amino acids. The record is from RefSeq and is a predicted model, not a curated record. The transcript has 2 exons. Lineage: Eukaryota; Fungi; Basidiomycota; Agaricomycetes; Boletales; Suillaceae.